AUGGCCAUCGCGGACUUGGUUGUAACGGUUUUUAGCAUACCGGUUGAACUGAUUACAACAGAGGCUGAUCCUAAAUGGUUGGUUUCUGGAAUAUUUGGCCUAAUUCUCUCAAUUUUUUCUGGUUUCAGGCCGUAAAUAUUUUAACAGGCAGCUUAUCAGCCAUUGCCGUUGAUCGUUUCCUUCUGAUGUUUCACCUUCACAAGAAGGUCAUCACUCCGCGCGCUGCAAAGCUUAUCUUACUUUAA
Pocillopora meandrina is the source of this 245-nucleotide messenger RNA. Lineage: Eukaryota; Metazoa; Cnidaria; Anthozoa; Scleractinia; Pocilloporidae. The record is from the annotation of a GenBank genome assembly.